AAAAAACUUUAACAAAUUUUCUCAUUUGAAACAAAAAGAUAUGAAUAUAAAUAUGUAUGUACAUAUGUAUGUAUGAAUGCAUAAAUUGAUACGCGCGCGUCUAUGCAAAAUAAAAUAAACACAAGUGUGGUGAUGAACUAAAAAAGAGACUAAUAAAUAAAUAAAAAUUGCGUUAAAUAGAAUAAAUACAUAAUUUUAAGAAUUUAUUAAUAAUAUCGCAUAAACGAUGUUUAUUAGUUGAUACAGCAACAGUUGGUAGCAAUCUAAACAAAAAUGUCGAAAAAGCCACGCGGCAAUAUACAUAAAGUACGUGAAUUUGAUUUGGAAAAGAUUCAUUUGGUAGACGAAUUCGAUAUAUUGCAAAUUGUCGGAGAAGGAUGGUUUGGAAAAAUUCUUUUGGUAGAACAUCGAGCUUCUCAUACGGAAAUGGUUUUAAAAGCUGUUCCUAAGCCUUAUGUAUCACUUAGAGAUUUUUAUCGCGAAUUCCAUUACGGUUUACAUUUGGGUAUACAUCGAAACAUAGUGACCACAUACGAUGUGGCAUUUGAAACGGCUGGCUUCUACGUAUUCACACAGGAAUAUGCACCGCUUGGAGAUCUGACAUCGAAUGUCACCGAUACUGGGGUGGGUGAAGUAUACAGUAAACGUGUGGCUAAGCAGAUAGCAGCCGCCCUAGAUUAUAUACAUUCAAAAGACAUAGUUCAUCGGGAUGUUAAGUUGGAUAAUAUUCUUAUAUAUCGUUCAGAUUUUUCGCGUGUGAAAUUAUGCGAUUUCGGUGAAUCUUACCAGAGCGGUACUAUAGUGGAGAGACGUAACGAGUGGUUGCCGUAUAGUCCGCCCGAAGUAUUAGACAUAAAAGCAGAAGAAACCUAUAAAGCCGAUCCCAGUCAUGAUGUAUGGCAAUUCGGAAUAGUGCUAUUUGUUUGCUUAACGGGUUGCUUACCUUGGCAGAAAGCAGCCUCAGAUGAUCCCCGUUAUGUCCGCUAUUUAUUAUGGCAAAGUAGUAUGAUGUUGGCGCUGCGUCGUACGCCAAAACUUUUUAAACUUUUAACCUCACGUGCUCAGCGUAUGUUUAAGCGUUUUUUAGAGCCGAGAGCUGAUCGCAGGCCGAAGAGUUUGGCGGAUCUUAGCAAAUAUAUGGAUGAUCGUUGGUUGGCGAAGACCGCUGAAAAAGAAAUGGCCGAAUACGAAACCGACGAAUUGUGUCCGUCGAUGUAUUCCUUUCACAGCAGUCCGGACGAGAAAAAUCGUUUGCUGUUUAACUUGGCCGAUUGCGGCAUUGAAACCAAUGUGGAUCGUAUGAGUAAAAAGAAUCGCAUAAAGGAGUGGAUUGAAUCUUCCGUGAUAAACGAGGAAGAAGAAGAAGAAUUCGAUGAAAAUAAUUCGGCGUCCUCGCCCUCAUCUUCAGUUUCUCGAGAACCGGUCCGCGGUCAUAUUUCUUCGCUGCGCCCUUCUACGAUGGAAAAGCCUAAAGAAAUUAAGACUACCCUUAAAGAUGCCUCACAGAAACAUUUUGAUCCACGCACUGGUGUUCUGCAACAAGGGCCUAGUGAAAUGGGUGUAACACAGCGCCCCAAGUCAACCAGUCCCUAUUCCGUAGCUAGCAGUAAUUUAUCCACUAUGAACAAUCACGACAGCUUGGCUGGCAGUUUAUUAACCUUGGGAUCACGACCCGACUUGCUGGCCAGCAAUCUGGACAUGUAUAAUUCCAAUAACAACGAUUUGCAACGUUCAGGUGAGCUUAACCAAUUCCCUUAUGACAACGAUUAUCAAGCAGCUCGGCUUAGCAACAAUAGUUUAGUAUUAACAACAGCACUCGAGGAGCCCGUAUAUGCUAAUUUCGAACGCUUUAUACCUAAUAAAAACUCAAUAGGAGUGGGCACUUCCGCUGGAACAGCACCAAAGCAAAAAAGCAUAUUGCAUCGUUCGAAAUCAGAUUCGGUGAGAACAGCUCUUUUCUCAAGCACGCCUGCUCUCGAUCACUUUAGCACUGCAGAGACUAACAACAAUAACGUUAAUAUAGCACAACAAAAUUUUCAAACGCUCUCUGACAAUAAAUCUGUAACCUUCACGGGUAUAGCUAAUUCGUUUCAGGGCAUAGUUCCUUCUCUAAUUACGCCUCUAAGCAGUCAGCAGCAAAGCAAUAACGCUUUCAGUGUUCAUCAAUCUACUCAAACUAAUAUGCAACAGCAGCAAUAUUUUAAUCGUUCCUUUAAUGAUUCACAAGUCAAAGACAGUGCCUAUGGUUCCUUCGAAUAUAACGAUGCCUCAUCAUCAACGUCCACCCUACCAAUAAAUAGCAAUUCAACGCGAAUGCCGAUCGUCCAAAAUAACGUUCCAUCGAAUGGAAUUCGACUCCCUAUGGUAUCGACACAAAGCUUUCAACACCAACAACGUGGCUUACAAGAUAGCAGAUCACCGACGAAUAGCAGUAUGAAGGAUACUGCAUACGAUCGAAUUAAUAACAAUAGCGUUAAUAAUAGCGUGAGAAGACGAAGAUGA
Glossina fuscipes is the source of this 2502-nucleotide messenger RNA. RefSeq names its product MAP/microtubule affinity-regulating kinase 3. The record is from RefSeq and is a predicted model, not a curated record. Gene Ontology annotation, biological process: peptidyl-threonine phosphorylation; peptidyl-serine phosphorylation. Lineage: Eukaryota; Metazoa; Arthropoda; Insecta; Diptera; Glossinidae. Gene Ontology annotation, molecular function: protein serine/threonine kinase activity; ATP binding. Bases 274 to 2502 code for a protein of 742 amino acids. The transcript is spliced from 6 exons.